UUUUGAAAUUCGGAACGGGCAACUUCCGGGAAGGAAGAUCGUACUGCUACUGCUUGCUGCAGAAAAGGUUAAUGAGAAAGUUAUCGUUUCCCAUCCAUCUUUAAAUUAGCAUCUAGCUGGAAGGCGAACAGCUCUUACGAUGUUUCUAUGGUAACUUGUGAAUAAAUGGGUUGGAAUACCCCACCAUGGUCCAUCCGUAAUGAUCAUUGAGUGCAUCGUCUGAAUAAAGUCCGCCUGGAAUGCUACAACAUCUUCACCACACCAGGGCUUCUGCUUCUGGCUGAAGACAUCUUCACCACACCAGGGCUUCUGCUUCUGGCUUAGGCCAUCUUCACCACACCAGGAGCUGUGCUGCUUCCUGAUGCCAUCCACAUUUACCCAUGGCAUGUGAUUCUGGCUUAGGCCAAAUACAUGUCACCAGGGCCUGUGCUGCUGACUGAGGCCAACUAGAUUUCACCAGGGCCUGUGCUGCUGGCUGAAGCCAUCCACAUUACACCAGCGCCUGUGUUUUUGGCGUAGGAAAUCUUCACCACACACACGACACAAGAAAUAUAAUCAGAAAUCUGAUAGUGAAGACGAAUAAAAGAUCUCGACUUAGCUUUCCUAAUAAUAACACAGAAAAACAAAAAUGUACAUGUGUAAGUGGAGAUUAUUUAUACACUUAUUCACAAAAAAGAUUAAAUUUGUUCAUUUUUCAUUCAACAGUUCACUAAACUCUGUUUGAUUUGCUCAGCAGUCUUGGCUACAUAAAGAAUGCACAAUAAAGCAACACUGGAGAAACCAAUAGACAUUUUCAAUUCUUCUCUUAUAUAUGUGCUCAUUUUAUUUUUACCUAUAAACUGAAGCACAAGCGUAAAGAAACAUAGACAUUUGAAUCUGUCUGAAUGUAAAGAUCAUAUCUCUCAGUCUCUUUUCUUCUUGAGUUACUAACAAAAAAAUGUAUUGUUUUGCUGUAAUUACACUGUAACAUUACUUCUUCAUUGUGAAUUUCAGCCUCCUUUUUCACAUUUCUGCUGUUAUUCUUAUGCAAUCAGACUGUCACAGCUUUCAUGUUCCUCAUUUGUUACCAGCUAGAGUUGGUAUUAAUUAAUUAGGUUGGUUCUCAGGAAGAUAUGAUGUUAAAUCCUUUCCUCCCUGCUUUAUAUUUUGCUGUAUAUUUAGUAUACAGCACCACCUUCUGAACGAAAAGGGAUUGUUACAACAACGAAUCCAGAAAAAAAAAUCCUAAGACAAUAGAGGGAAUAUCCUUGUUAGAACCGGCCGAUUUAUUUAUGCCCUCUUUAAUGGAUAUUUGUUUUUGUUCUAGGGAGAACACAGGAAAAAAAGAUUCUAUGGGCUCAAAUAUUUAUGACCACAAUCAUAAAUAUAUCGGAUCAGUAUCAUCGAUACCACUCUGAAUUUUACUUGGUAUGGAAUCGGAAAGGAAAUCAGUGGCAUGCACAUCACUAGAAACAACGGUCUGGAAAGAACUUACGAGUUCUCGUGGUCUCGCGGGAUUUCCCAGCGUUGCCUAGCGACAUGACUCUCAAUCGGUUCCGCGAGGGCUUCUCUGGCUUUCUAAAGUAUUAAUGUUUUUGGAAGUGUUUGUUAUACGCGGAGACACUCUUCAGUUUUCCAGUCUCCUGGCAUAUUAUUAUUUUUUUUAAGUGACAUCUAAAAAUGUCUUUUGUAGUUGCUCAGUCCCAUUUCAUUUUCGGUGUACGGACUGGUGUGAGGAACAAUUUGUGUUUCUUUGACGAGCAAACCGUCGUCUUCCCCAGCGGAAACAGCUGCGUGUGUUUCGACACUGUCCAAAGAUGGCAGCGGUUCAUUUCAGGCUCAGAGAGAAGUCAGGGAAUGCGUGCUAUGACCAUCAGCUCCAACAGACGUUACCUGGCAGUGUCAGAUUAUGGGGAGAGGGCCACCGUCACUGUGUUUGACCUGCAGCAUGAGCAGGGCAGAAAGAGAAAAGUUCUGAGUGCAGGAGACAUGUCUGUUCAAGAGUUUAUCUGCAUUGCUUUCUCUCCUGAUUCCAAGUACCUGAUAGGCCUGACAGAGGGCCCUGAGUGGAUGCUGAUCCUCUGGCUUUGGGAGAAACACAAACUCCUGGCAACACUGAAGACAACAAACACAAAUAAUCCUGUCACCCAGGUCAGCUUCAACCCUUACAACAAUACACAGCUCUGUGUGAGUGGAACCGGUGUUUUCAAGCUGUUCCGCUACUCAGAGGGGGCCCUGAAACAGAGCAGUGUUGCAAAGGUUGAGUCCAUCAAUUUCCUGUGCCACACCUGGAUGUCAGAGCACAGGGUGAUUGCUGGCACAGACACUGGCAGGCUGCUGGUGUUUGAGUCUGGAGACCUGCGAAGAGAGAUCAGCAUGACUUCUGUGCAGGGCCAGUCUGCCAGGCAGGUGGAGGUAAAGAAGAUCAAAGAUGCUAAUGUGGAUGAAGGUCCCUCUGUCCCUUCCAUCACAGCAAUCCUGUCCUACUCCAAAGGCUUUGCAUGCUCUAGGGGUCCUGGCACCGUUUUUCUGUUUGAGCAGACAGAUGAGAGUGGUUACAGAAAGACCAGGGAGAUUAAGAUCCCUCUAGAUGCAUACUGCAGUGGUGUGACCUUGGCAGAAUACCAGCAGAUUGACACCAUAUGCUUCAGUCCAGCAGAGGAGACUUUGGCCAUCAGCACAAACCGAGGACAGCUGUACAGUGUCAGCCUGUCCUCUGUGGACAUGAACAAGGAGGAUAAACUACACUUUGAGCUCCUGUCCCAGUCCUUCCACUCCAGCUCCAUCACUGGGUUGUCCAUCUGCAUACGCAAGCCCCUUGUAGCCACCUGCUCUGUGGACCGCUCUGUCCGCAUCUGGAACUACGAGACAAAAGUGUUGGAGCUGUACAAGGAGUUCCAGGAGGAGGCGUACAGUGUGGCUCUACAUCCCACAGGCCUCUUCAUCCUUGUGGGGUUUUCAGACAGACUCAGGCUGAUGAACCUGCUUAUCGAUGACAUCCGCACCUUCAAGGAGUUCACUGUGCGCAGCUGUAGAGAGUGUGCUUUUAGCAACGGUGGCCACAUGUUUGCAGCUGUCAAUGGAAACAUCAUUCAAAUCUAUUCUGUUACCUCUUUUGACAAUAUCCUUAAUCUGAAGGGCCACAAUGGAAAGGUGUGUCAAAUUGAAUGGAGCCUGGACGACAGCCGGGUGGUGUCUUGUGGGGUGGAUGGGGCAGUGUACGAGUGGAACACACAGAGUGGCAAGCGGGAGUCAGAAAGCGUCCUAAAGUCCUGCAGUUAUACAGGUGUGGCCUUCUCCUCAGACUGUAAGACCAUCCUGGCUGUGGGAACAGACCUCACUCUGAAGGAGAUCCAAGACUGUCAGGUACUGAGGGAGGUUCCAGCUGAUGAGACAGCUCACACUGCUCUUGCAGUGUCCCAUUCUGGUAGAGUGGUCUUCACCGGGACCUCCAGUGGGACUGUAAGGGCAAUUAAAUACCCAUUACCUAUCCAGAAGGAAUGGAUCACAUACCAGGCUCACUCUGGGCCUGUCACCAAGAUGGUGAUCACGUAUGAUGAUCAGUUCCUGCUGACAGUGUCUGAAGACGGCUGUCUGCUGAUUUGGAAAAUCAUUGAUAAGGAGGGCAGAGGUCUAAAGAGCAACAAACACAUAGUCCACACGGAAGAGAUCCUUAUCACCAAGUCAGACCUGGAGGAGAAGACCCAGCACAUGCUGGAGAUGAAGAUGCGGCUGGAGGAGCUGCAGAUGGAGAAUGAGUACCAGCUCCGUCUGAAGGACAUGAACUACAACGAGAAGCUCAGAGAGCUGUCUGACAACUUUGUCCAGCAGAUAGGAACUCUGAAAACAUCCCAACAGGCCAUGAAGACAGAGAUGGAAAAGCAGGAAUGUGAGAAUCAGCAGAAUUCUGCAGAGCUUAUUAUGAAGCAUUCGAAAGAACUGAAGGAUUUAGAGCUAUCAUACAGCCAGAAGCUGAUUGUGGAGCACGAGAAGUACCAGGAUCUUGAGCAAAAACAUCAAAGAAUGCUGGAAGACUAUGAGAAGCAGCUCAAGUCUGCAGAGGACAGAAAAAUCCAAGCGGUGGAGGAGCUCACAAAGAUGUACGAGGCCAAGCUACAGGAGAAGACCCAGCUCCUCGCUCAGUGUCAGGAGGACGCCGAACAGAAGAUUAGUGUUUUUAAAGCAAUCAUAAAGCAGGCUGAAGAGGAUGAGGAGAGGAAGAUUCUCGAGAUUCAGACCAAUUAUGAGAAGAAAAUGAAAACUGAGAAACAGACCAAUGCAAAUCUGAAGGGAAAAAAUAGCAUCAUGGCACAAAAGUUCAUCAGUCUACAGAAACGGAUUGAUGACAGGAGUGCUGAUAUAAACAAACUGAAGCAAGAGCGGCAGAGGCUGCUUGGGCUGAUCCGCUCCCUGGAGAGUGAUAUUGAAGACCUGAAGAGGCAGAUCUCUGGACAUGAAAAGACCAGUCAGGACAAGGAUCACAUCAUCUUGUGCUUGAAGAGAAAGAAUCAGGAACUGGAGAAGUUAAAGUUUGUUCUUGAAUUCCAGCUGAAUGAGUUAAAGCAGAAAACCGAGCCUCUGCAACAUGACAUCAGUGUGAAGAAGGAGCGGAUCAGUCAGCUGGAGGAAGAGCUGAUACAAACCGACAAGAGCAAUGCUCAGCUGAAGCUCACCGUCUCUGAGCUGAAGCUCAAACUGAAGACCAGAGACAAAGAGAUGUGCAAAGAGAGUCAGAAGGUCAAAGAUUUAGAGACGCAUCUUCAGCGAUUGAAAUCAGACCUGCACAACUGUGUCAGCUUCAUCCAGGAGCCUAAAACCCUGAAGGACAACAUACAGAUGAUAUACACUCGAUAUGUCCAGCAGACUGAAAGGGUGGAGAGAACCAAUGCAGAUGAUACUGUUCAGAAGGCGGUGCGUCACCAGUGUGAUCGACAGGAGAGGACAGUAAAUGGCCUCAAAAUGAGGCUGGUCAAAUCUGCUGAGGAGCACGAAAAGGUCUACGCCAAAAUCAUGAAGGAAAACAUGACUCUGAUAGCUGAAAUCAACGAGCUGCGGAAGGAGCUGCAUUUGGCCAGGACUCAGGCUAAAGACGUCAAAGCUCAGCUGGCUCUCUUAAAGAAGCCCAAGAAGUCACAGCCCAUCUUAGAAGAAGCAGCCUACCAGGACCCCAAACAGCUAGGAGUCAGCUGAUCGUCUUCUACCUCAGCAGGAGCUCUGCAGCAGCAGAUACACAUGAAAAUCAUAUAAGAACAAGUUGUUAGUAAGAUUGUUGUGUUCAUUCUUAAUGUAAAUUGAUAAUGAAAGUGUGGAUUUGUAUGUUACUAUAGUAAUUUACUGCAGAAAACAAUCAUAUUGAUAGAGGUUUGAUCACUGACAGUGAACCUGUUCUCAUUUCCAGCAAGUCAAAUACUGCUGUUUAGCCAAAGACGCUGGUGUCUCCAAUGUAUACAAAAGAUGUCCUUUAGCAGUGGCCCUGUGUAGUGAGGCGAAUCUUAUUCCUCAUGUCACAACUGCAAUAUAUAUAUCAUUUUCAUUUUUAGCCUAAACAUGUAGUUCUAGUGUCUAAACCAGAGAAAAGGGAAAAUAAAAACAAAAUUGAAUGUUGAGUGAAAGGA
Molecule: messenger RNA, 5594 nt
Organism: Oreochromis aureus
Lineage: Eukaryota; Metazoa; Chordata; Actinopteri; Cichliformes; Cichlidae
Gene: cfap57
Product: cilia and flagella associated protein 57
Exons: 22
Coding region: 1660-5169 (1169 amino acids)
Molecular function (GO): protein binding
Source: RefSeq, a predicted model, not a curated record